UUUUUUUUCAAUUCGCGUACCAUGUCUUUGGGACAGAGGAAGAAAGUGGCUCGUACAGCUUACUUGAUCUUUACAAAGAAACAUGGUCUGCAUGUGCAAACGGAUGCCACUCGAUUCCUUGAGGAACUGUUGCAGGACGAUCCCAACAUUCCCGAGACAAUGGAAAAGAUUGUGAAAUCGUACAAGAAACGCUACGCGGAUCAGCAGGCUAUUAUUGUGGACAAGGCGUCUUUGCAAGCAGUCGUCACUUCUCUACAAACGUCAGCGGCUACGGCCGCAGUGUUGACACCAUUCAACCGCGAGGAUCAGAUUCAGGAAUCACUCCAGGACAUGACCAUUAGUGAACGUUCAGAACCCGUCAAUGUCCACGACCAUUUCCACGUUGUAGAAGCCUUUGAUAUGCCCAAGUUGCAAUACGAUUACCACAGCAAAGCGUUCAUCAAAGCUUCUCAAAAACCGAGUAUACUGGGAUCAGCUAUUGAUAAAGGCGACAUGUACCGCGAUCGGUUCAAUUUAGUCAAGCAGCGAUUAUUGCGAAACGAGAAUUUCUGCCCUUCUUCGAUGCAUUUAAUGGAGCAGGAUGCGUAUCUCAAAAUCACUCCGAUUAAAGCCUUGAUUGGUCAUGAUGAGGAACGGUUCUUACUUUUCGGCAUGUUGACGCAACUGGAAGAAGGCAAAUUCUUUCUCGAAGACGAAGACGCCAAUAUCGAAUUAAACCUUUCUCAAUGCGCUUACGGUCCCGGUUUAUUCACUGACAAUGCUUUUGUGCUUGCGGAAGGAGUGUUUGGCGAAGAUCAUGUAUUUCAUGUAAACGAUAUUGGUUUUCCUCCUGCUGAACGCCGCGACAUGUCCGACACAUUGUUCUCGCACAUGGAUUUUAUGGGUUUACCAAGACCAUUGGUAGAACUAGAUUUAUUGAAAGAUGAAGAAGAGGCACACAAUGAAAUAUCGUUUGUGAUAUUGUCAGAACUAUGGCUUGAUCAACCCAAGGUGAUGAGCGCAUUAUACCAAAUGUUUGAAGGAUAUGCGAAUGAAAAAAUUCCACUGGCGUUCAUUCUCAUUGGUAAUUUUACGAGCCAAGCAGUGACCGCCAAUGGGAUUGAAUCACGGCAAUACAAAGAUAAUUUUUCGGCGUUUGCUGAUAUGGUGGCGGAGUUCCCUGCACUGGCCACUCAUUCCUACUUUGUCUUUGUUCCGGGUUCGCGAGACCCUUGGGGUGGCAACAUCCUGCCGCAUCCUCCUAUUCCCAAUCUUUUCACAUCGCGUGUCAAGCAGAAAAUUAGAAAAGCCAUCUUUACAAGCAAUCCAUGCAGGAUCCGAUAUUGCACGCAAGAUAUCGUCAUUUAUCGUGAGGAUAUCCUGAAUCGAAUGUGGCGCAACGUCCUUUUGCGUCCUAAUAUCGAAGAAGAAAGCGAUCCUGCAAAACAUCUUAUCCGUACACUUCUGGACCAAGGCCAUAUGUGUCCUUUACCCCUCAAUAUUCGUCCCAUCUAUUGGGCGCAUGAUCACGCCCUGCGACUGUACCCACUACCUCACACGCUUGUUCUGGCCGAUCAAUGUGAUAAUUACGGUAUGACGUAUGAAGGCACUCACUGUAUCAAUCCAGGCAGUUUUCCAAACUCUGAUUUUGUUUGGAGCGUCUAUUAUCCCAGCACACGAACCUCCGAACGACGACAACUAUCAUAAGGCAUAUUUCAGUACAUAUCGUGAUCAUGUUUAUUUUCUUGUAAAUAGAAGUUUAUUUCAUCAAUAAAAUCCUUGGUUCUCCUACCAUGGAGCAUUUCUACAGCGG
Messenger RNA from Radiomyces spectabilis, 1792 nucleotides. RefSeq names its product DNA polymerase alpha/epsilon subunit B-domain-containing protein. The record is from RefSeq and is a predicted model, not a curated record. Gene Ontology annotation, molecular function: DNA binding. Gene Ontology annotation, biological process: error-prone translesion synthesis; DNA-templated DNA replication. Bases 22 to 1686 code for a protein of 554 amino acids. The transcript has 13 exons. Gene Ontology annotation, cellular component: epsilon DNA polymerase complex. NCBI's taxonomy places the organism in Eukaryota, Fungi, Mucoromycota, Mucoromycetes, Mucorales, Radiomycetaceae.